This is a messenger RNA of Fusarium musae, 2733 nucleotides long. RefSeq lists its product as uncharacterized. Gene Ontology annotation, biological process: chloride transport; transmembrane transport. Gene Ontology annotation, molecular function: voltage-gated chloride channel activity. The record is from RefSeq and is a predicted model, not a curated record. The transcript has 6 exons. Bases 1 to 2733 code for a protein of 910 amino acids. Lineage: Eukaryota; Fungi; Ascomycota; Sordariomycetes; Hypocreales; Nectriaceae. Gene Ontology annotation, cellular component: Golgi apparatus; early endosome; membrane.
AUGUCUGGAGCGUCUCAAAACGACCCCUACGCCUUCGCUUCUGAUUCUGCUUCCGCUUCCGCUUCCGCUUCCGCUUCCGCCGCUUCGUCCUCGUCGCUUACUCCAAACUCCAAUGCCGACGAUCGCGACGAGCUCGAUUUCCUUCACGACGACGCCAGCGAUGACAGCGGCCGGGGAAGGUCUCGCGACCGAGAUCAUGUGCUCGGCGACGAUCCGCUUCAGAGCAAUCUGGGUGCGCCCAUGACCUUUAAACGUAGACAGGGGCCCUCGUUCUGGUCUGCGCCCUCUCGACUUCUCUCCGCCAUCACAGGUUCACGACUGCAUGCCUCCUCGAGAGGACCGUCUCCGGCUGUUUAUCCAAGCUCUAAUACCCCCCCGCGCCCUGAGACUGUCAUAUUCAACGAAGCUUCCAAGGAUGGUGUGCCGCAUGAUUGGUAUGUCGAGGGACCAGGGCGUCGAGUUGGUUACGAGGAUCUUACGGCCAUCGAUUGGAUCUUCGAAUACACAAAAGAGCGCCAGAGAUUGCGCAUGCUAUACUCGAGUGCGUCUGGGGUUGUAGGUUAUGUGCGACGCCUCAUUGAUGCCAGCCAAGUCUGGAUCGUCCUGCUUUUGACGGGUAUGCUUGUAGGCACUGUUGCUGCUGUCAUCAACGUCACGACCGAUUGGCUUGGAGAUUUGAAGGAAGGAUACUGCGCCAGUGGUCCAGAAGGAGGCCAUUUUUACCUAAACAAGGCCUUCUGCUGUUAUGGCUAUGACCAAGGCUCCAAAUGCGACGGUUGGAAGACUUGGGGCGACGCCCUGGGAGUCCAUUCAAAAGGUGGCAAGUGGUUCAUCGAGUAUUUCUUCUUCAUUUCUUUCGCGAUGCUGUUUGCAUAUGUCGCAGCCCUUCUCGUCCAAGAAUAUGCCAUCUACGCAAAACACAGUGGUAUUCCAGAAAUCAAGACUGUUCUGGGGGGCUUCGUCAUUCGACGGUUCCUUGGACUCUGGACACUCAUCAUCAAGUCUCUUGGUCUUGCUCUUGCGGUUGCAUCAGGCAUGUGGUUGGGUAAAGAAGGCCCCCUAAUUCAUGUUGCUUGCUGUUGCGCCAACGUAUUUACGAAAUUGUUCCGCAACAUCAAUGACAAUGAAGCCCGCAAGCGUGAGGUUCUUUCGGCUGCUGCCGCUUCAGGUGUCUCAGUUGCAUUUGGUUCCCCCAUCGGUGGUGUCUUAUUCAGUCUCGAGACUUUGUCUUAUUACUUUCCAGACAAGACGAUGUGGCAGAGCUUUGUCUGUGCCAUGACUGCUGCAGUUGUUCUUCAGGCUUUCGAUCCCUUUCGAUCUGGCAAGCUUGUCUUGUAUCAGGUUCACUACAGCAUUGGAUGGCAUGGCUUCGAGCUGCUCCCCUACGCCAUACUAGGCAUCAUGGGUGGCAUACAUGGCGGUUUCUUCAUAAGGCUCAACAUGGCUAUUGCUCGCUGGAAGAAGUCGAACCGAUGGAUUCCAGGCCCUAUCGUCCAAGUUCUCAUCGUGGCCUUCUUCACGGCCCUCAUCAACUACCCCAACUUCUACAUGAAAGUGCAGACGACUGAGCUCGUCUCCAACCUCUUUUCAGAAUGCUCGCAGGUUCUUGACGACCCCAUCGGCCUCUGUAGAACAGGAGCUGCCUCGGCUAGGACCAUUGUCCUCCUAGUCUUUGCAUCUGUAUUGGGCUUCUUCCUCGCCGCUGUCACAUUCGGUCUCCAGAUUCCCGCCGGAAUCAUUCUCCCUUCUAUGGCCAUUGGUGCCUUGACAGGCCGCGCUGUAGGUAUCAUCAUGGAGAUUUGGGUUACCAAUCACCCUGGAUUCUUCUUAUUUGGCUCAUGCGAACCUGACAUACCCUGCGUCACACCAGGGACAUACGCCAUCGUCGGAGCAGCAGCAUCUCUUGCUGGAGUAACCCGUUUGACUGUCUCUAUUGUCGUCAUCAUGUUCGAGCUCACGGGCGCCCUCACCUAUGUUCUCCCCAUUAUGAUCGCUGUCAUGAUAUCAAAGUGGGUGGGCGAUGCUUUCUCUCGUCGCGGUAUCUACGAAUCGUGGAUUCACUUCAACGAGUAUCCCUUUCUCGACAACAGUGAGAACAACGAAUCUAUCCCUGACAUCCCAGCUUCUCAAGUCAUGACUCGCAUCGAGGAUCUUGUAGUUCUUACUGCCACAGGUCACACCAUCGCAUCUCUCACCACUAUCCUCGAGAUGCACCCAUACCGCGGUUUCCCCGUCAUAUCAGAUCCCCGAGAAGCCAUUCUUCUUGGAUAUAUCUCUCGUGCCGAGCUGGCAUAUAAUCUCUCAGCCUCAACGCAAGCACCUCGUUUGCUACCACCUGAGACUGAAGCCUUUUUCUCUCACCAACCCAUGGCAGAUCCACGUACGACCCUGGAUCUUCGCCCCUGGAUGGACCAAACACCGCUUACCCGGGCUUCGCAUACAAGUCUUCACCUUGUCGCUACAUAUUUUCAAAAGCUCGGCCUGAGAUAUCUUCUCUUCAGCGAUCGCGGAGUACUGCAGGGCUUGUUGACGAAGAAGGACGUCUGGUAUGUCCUCAAUGGUGCCGAAGAGACACGCCGCACUAUGGGUCUGGCACCCGGUGGUGCUGGUCAUGAGACUGGCGUGACAGACAGGAUAGCAGAUGACAAUGGCGGCGGUGAAAGUAGUGGAUUAUUACAUGGCGAUGGUGCCGAUGAUGGGGAUAGCAUACAAGGGGAAGAACCAAUGUUAUAA